Closterium sp. Naga37s-1 is the source of this 2388-nucleotide messenger RNA. The record is from the annotation of a GenBank genome assembly. NCBI's taxonomy places the organism in Eukaryota, Viridiplantae, Streptophyta, Zygnematophyceae, Desmidiales, Closteriaceae.
AUGGAGGCGACGAAGGCGGGGGAGAGGGUGCUGAGCGCGGAAGAAGUGGAGCGCGUUCGAAUGAUGCUGACGAUCGUGGGCGACCGCGAGCGACGGGAACUGGAGGCCAAGUAUCCCGAGCUGAAGCAGCAACCGCUGUCGCGCGACGCGAGCAACAAGGAGGAGGGCGACGACGACGACGACUCGCCGCCGAGGCUCAUCGUCCCAGUCGGAAAGGAUCUGCUGGAGGCGACGCUGGGCGACAAUCCCUUCAUGCUCGACUUCGGGAUUCGCAGCUGCGCCUUCUCCUACAGCCACUUCGUCGGCAUGCGACGAAUCAAAGCCUUCUCCGAACCCGACGCCUCCGCGCGCUCGUACAUCGCGUCCACGUCAGCAAAGAUUCGCGGCAACGCGGUGGCGAUUAAAGACAAGCUCGAGGAGAAUUGGCCGAAGCUGCAGGCGUCGCUCGCAGCCGCCAUCGGCGAGUCACUGACUGCCACGUGGCAGUGGGUGAAGGAGCACAAACCGACGGGACGGGAAGCAGCAGCGGAGGGGAAGGUCGGGAAGGCAGAAAGCGGGGACGCAGCGAGAGAGGGGCGGGAAGCGAGAAGCACAGAAGGCGCAGAGGAGGUUACGAUCGUUACAGAUGAAGGGGAAGGGGAGACGAAAGCGGAAGAAGUGAAACAAGGAGAAGGAGCGAGCGAAGAUAGUCGCGUAGAGGAGAGAAAGGAGGAAGUGUUGGACGAGAGGGAGAGGGCGAGGCGGGCCAAAGAGGAGGAGCGGCAGGUGAAGGAGGAGGCGCAGCGGAAGGAGGAGGAGGCGCGGCGGGAGCUGGAGGCGCUGGUGGCGCGCAUGGAGAAGUGGGAGAUCCUCUUCCGCAACCCCUCCCUCGCUAGCGCCCCCGCGCAGUCCCUCCAGUUCGCCUGCAACGCCGCAGGGUCCCCCACCCCCAACCAUGCGCCCCAACCCCCAAACCAUUCCCCCACCCCAACCAUGCCCUCCAUCCCCUUUCUUCCCCCCCGUCCCGCCGUCCCCCCUCGCCUUCAGCGCAGCCUGGCUCUGGUCCACCAGAAGCUCGCCACGUGGCAGCAGGUGGUGGUCUCGCCCGCCGUGCUGCUGGACGCCUCGCUGGCCGUGAUUGUAGCGAACGGAGGAACAGUGCCCGAGAACAAGGGCUACCAGCCGUCCUUCCCGUUAGAAGCACAGAAGAGCGACCGGGGAGCGGGGAAAGGGGACGAGAGUGCGGGGAAGGAGGGGCAGGAAGGCGAGGGGCAGGGGAGUGCGAUACGGUGGGGAUCGGCGGUGAUCAGAGGGCACUACCUGCCCAAGAGAAUAGGGGAGUCGCUGCUGCUGUCACCACAGAACUUCAUGGCGGUGAGUGAAGCAUUGCGCUAUGCCUGGUCAACGGGGGCCCAUACCACGUGGCAGUGUCUCCCGAUCCCCGUAAUCCAUCUCCUCUGUGCCCUACCCUUGCUCCCUCCAUACCUCAUGCCCAAUCCAACCCCAUUCCUCCCCUCUCCACCUUUCUUCCCGGCAUGUCAGCUGGCGGUGACUCUGCCUGCUCGCCUGCGCACGUCCCCCUGGAGAUUGCUGUAUUCCACGGCCAGGGAUGGCAUCAGCAUGGCAACACUGUUUCGGAAGAUCAAGGGCAAGGGCGCAUGUCUGCUGGUCGUGCGUGACUCGAAUAAAUACGUGUUUGGGUGUUUCACCAACGAGGAGUGGCGCCCCAUGGACCGCUACUACGGCAAUGGGGAGUGCUUCGUCUUCCAGGUACCCAUCUACCCCAUGCGCCUCCAUCCAGCCUUCUUGCCCUGGCUACCUUCCUGCCUUGCUCCACCUAAUCUGCCCUCUCCUGCUGCCUGCACUCUUCUGCGCUGCUCCUUAAGUGGUAGUGCAUUCUCGCCGAGACCUCUCUGCCAGCUCCCACCAUGCCCUCCCACCCUCCUCCUCCCUCCCUCACGCUCUCCGCCUCUGUCCUCCCCUCUUCCACCCUCUCCCCCCACCAGGUGCAGCCGGAGUGUGUGGCGUACAGGUGGGCGCGCACACAACAGCUACUUCAUGCUCUCCAGCAAUGCCAUGCUCGCCGUGGGGGGCGGCCUUCUCUGUCCUCAUACGCUGCACCAUCUUCCAUGCUUCACACCUCCUCAAACUGCUUAUACAUGGCGUUGCCAUGUCCCCCUUCCCCAUGUCCCCCUUCCCCCAUGUCCCCCUUCCCCAUGUCCCCCUUCCCCAUGUCCCCCUUCCCCAUGUCCCCCUUCCCCAUGUCCCCCUUCCCCAUGGUCCCCCUUCCCCAUGUCCCCCUUCCCCAUGGCUCCCCUCUCUCCCUGCUCUCUGUUUGCCUCCCCGUGCUGCCUUACCAGCUCGGAGGAGUUUGAGGUGGCACAGGUGGAGGUGUGGGGCUUUAAGUGA